UCAGGAAAGAAAGCUAGAACUUUUGACUUGGAGGCGAUAUUUGAACAGACUCGUCGGACUGCAAUUGAGAGGAGCAGAAAAGUGCUGGAGCAGGAGAGAAGUGUGGAGAGGCCCUCCGAUCCAACAAGCUGCGCUGGGAGGUCAGGCCAUGCUGGAGAUUCAACCAGAUCACCUGUUAACAGUGAAAGUGGAAGUGAUGACAGUGACAAUGAAAGUGAAAAAACUGGACCCACUUUACCGUCACAGAUGAGUAGAUUGGAUGUUGAGGGGGAGAGUGCUAUGGGUCCCCCUCUACCCCAGGGAUACGGCAAACAGCAAUGUGAGACAGACGAAGAGGAUGAUGAUGAGGAGGAGGAGGAUGAAGAUGAAAACCCAUUAAAACGGAUUCCAGACUCGCAUGAAAUCACACUAACCCAUGGCAAAAAAACGGUGUCAGCACUGGGACUGGAUCCUUCGGGGGCACGACUUGUCACUGGGGGCUACGAUUACGAGGUGAAGCUCUGGGACUUUGCAGGAAUGGAUGCCUCAUUACAGGCAUUUCGAUCAUUACAGCCCUGUGAGUGCCAUCAGAUUAAGUCAUUGCAGUACAGCUCAACAGGAGAUGUGAUUCUGUGCGUGGCUGGAAGUGCCCAGGCCAAGGUGUUGGACCGUGAUGGCUUUCAGGUGAUGGAGUGUGUAAAAGGCGACCAAUACAUUGUUGAUCAAGCUAAGACCAAGGGACACACAGCCAUGCUGAAUAGUGGAGUCUGGCAUCCAAAAAUCAAGGAGGAAUUUGUUACUUGUUCAAAUGACGGAACGGUGCGCACUUGGGAUAUGAACAACGAGAAGAAACAUAAGAGUGUUUUCAAGCCACGCUCCAUGCAAGGGAAGCGGGUCAUUCCCACCACAUGUGUGUACAGCAGGGAUGGCAAAUUAAUUGCUGCAGCAUGUCAGGAUGGCUCUAUUCAGAUUUGGGACCGAACAGUAAAUGUUCAUACGAAGUUUCAUAAUCGACAGGCACAUGCUCCUGGCAGUGACACCUCCUGUCUUAGCUUCUCAUACGAUGGCAACACCCUGGCCUCACGUGGUGGUAUGUGUCUGUUUCUCGCGGCCGAGAGUGAAUUCCAUCUGCUCUGGGACUCUUUGAUGAAGGCGUCGAUCUUUGCGUCAAGUUUGGAAAUUACUUCCACGCGGCUCGCCACCGUAGCCUUCCACAAUGUUAUUGUUCUCUCCUUCAGGACGGAUUGCUGCUUCAGCCCGGAUGAUAAGCUGCUGGUAACUGGAACAUCAGUGAAGAGAGGACAGGAGAACGGAAAGCUGCUGUUCUUUGACAGAGAGACAUUUCAAAAAUUGUAUGAGAUUGAGGUCACUGAUGCAAGUGUUAUCCGAUGCUUGUGGCACCCAAAGCUGAACCAGAUCAUGGUAGGGACAGGAAAUGGAUUAGCAAAAGUCUACUAUCAUCCAGUCAAGAGUCAAAGAGGGGCUAAACUCUGUGUCGUGAAAACAAAGCGAAAAGCAAAGCAGAGUCAGACUGUUACGCAGGAAUACGUCAUCACACCGCAUGCUCUGCCCAUGUUCCGGGAACCCAGGCAGAAGAGCACCAGGAAACAGUUGGAGAAAGAUCGCCUUGAUCCUGUGAAAUCCCACAAACCAGAACCUCCAGUAUCCGGACCAGGGCGUGGUGGACGUGUUGGUACUCAUGGUGGAACGUUAUCAUCAUUUAUUGUGAAAAACAUUGCUCUGGAUAAAACGGAUGACAGCAACCCACGGGAAGCUAUCUUACGUCACGCAAAAGAAGCCGAACAAAAUCCAUACUGGGUGGCUCCGGCCUAUGUGAAGAUCCAGCCACCCUGGGAGCAAAAACGAGACGGAGAAUACCCAUGA
Molecule: messenger RNA, 1863 nt
Organism: Chiloscyllium plagiosum (whitespotted bambooshark)
Lineage: Eukaryota; Metazoa; Chordata; Chondrichthyes; Orectolobiformes; Hemiscylliidae
Source: RefSeq, a predicted model, not a curated record